UGUGUGUGUGCGCACACGCGCUUGCUGGGCACUCCGAGCAGCUCUCUCGCUCUCUCUCUGAAGAAGAAGGAAAUGCUUGGGCUUGGGAGGACCUGACGGAGUGUGGGGACUGUGGAGGAACGUGAUUCCGCGAUUUGGGAUUCGGGGCUGCGUUCGGAUAUGUGACCGCUUCUGUUGCCGAGAGCUCCUGGGCUGCUCCUGUCUCUGCUUCCCUUUUUCACUCAAACAAAAAGAAACAAAAAAAGGACGUUGAUGAGGGACGAUGCCGACUGACGAUUACCACCUCCCUCCCGAUGCCCUCCCGCCGUUGCCGGAGAGCCUGCCCCCCCAUAGCGGUGUGAUCUCUGGGGAUCCGACGGGCCGGUUCCGGGUCUCCUCCUCUUCCUCCUCCUCCGCCUCCUCCUCCUCCUCCUCCUCCUCCCGCUCGUGCGGCCGCGGCGGCAUGGACUCCACGGACAGCGAGCGGCCGGUCAGCUACGGCUCCACCUCCUCCUCCGCCUCCUCCAGGGACAGCCGCUGCUCCCUGGGGAGCCGCUCCACGCUGGCCUCCUCCUCCUCCUCCGCCCACUGCCACCCGGGCCUGGGCUCCGCCCCCGACCGCGAACGCGACGCCGGCGCCAUCCGGCUGGAGCUGGUGCCCGCCCGCCAGCUGGACGAGGAGCCCAGCCCCGCCCCGGCCACGCCCCCGGCCACGCCCGCUGCCACGCCCACCGGGCCCAAAGUGCAUUAUGUGGACCGGGUGGUGCAGGAGAUCCUGGACACGGAGAGGACCUACGUGCAGGACCUGAGGAGCAUCGUGCAGGAUUACCUCGACUGCAUCUCCAACCAAUCCCGGCUCUCCCUGGGGGCGGAGGACAGGGGCUCGCUUUUCGGGAACAUCCGGGACAUCUACAACUUCAACAGUGAGCUGCUGCAGGACCUGGAGAGGUGCAACGCGGACCCCGUGGCCAUAGCCGAGUGCUUCGUGGCCAAGAGUGAAGAUUUCCACAUUUACACUCAGUACUGCACCAAUUACCCCAGGUCCGUGGCGGUCCUGACGGAGUGCAUGCGGAACAAGGCGCUGGCCAAGUUUUUCCGGGAGCGGCAGGAGUCGCUGCAGCACUCCCUCCCGCUGGGGUCCUACCUGCUGAAGCCUGUGCAGCGCAUCCUCAAGUACCACCUGCUACUCCACGAGAUAGCCAAUCACCUGGAGAAGGGCACGGAGACGUACGACGUGGUGCUGGAGGCCAUCGACACCAUGCAGCGCGUGGCCUGGCAGAUCAACGACAUGAAGAGGAAGCACGAACACGCCGUGCGGCUGCAGGAGAUCCAGAGUCAGCUGACCAACUGGAAGGGGCCGGACCUGAUCAGCUACGGAGAGCUGGUUCUGGAGGGAACCUUCCGGAUCCAGCGAGCCAAGAACGAACGCACGCUGUUCCUGUUCGACAGGCUGCUGCUGGUCACUAAGAAGAGAGAGGAGACUUACACGUACAAGGCUCAUAUCCUGUGCUGUAACCUGAUGCUGGUGGAGCUCAUACCAAAAGAGCCGCUGAGCUUCAGCGUCUUCCAUUACAAGAACCCCAAACUGCAGCACACCGUGCAGGCCCGGUCUCAGCAGGACAAGCGCAUGUGGAUCCUUCACCUAAAGAGGCUCAUACUUGAAAACCAUCCUGCGAAAAUUCCAGCCAAGGCCAAGCAGGCUAUUUUGGAGAUGGAUGCUGUGCAUCACCCCGGCUUCCACUACACCCCCGAGGGAGAGAAGAAGUUCUCCCCCCAUGCCAAGGAGAGCGCCACCACCAGGAGGGUGAGGAGGAAGUCAGAGCCCCUGUCCAAACUGCUGAAGAACUCCAAGCAGAGCGCGGCCAGUGCAGACCCCCAGAAGCGGAGCAGUUUGGGGAUGACCCUCCUGUCCCCCAUCUCCGCGCUGAGCCCCAGGGAGGGUAUGCUGGCCGCCAUUGGUCGAACCCGCAGCCUGGUGAACGAAUCGCAGGAGUCGCUGGACCCCGGGGACGCCAGCGACGCGGAGGACAGCUCGCACCUGCAGGACGCCGACGACGAGGACGACACCUGCCCGGGUUCGGGGAAGAAGUUCAAAAUCCAUGCAAGAGCCGCUCGGAAAAGACUGAACCCUCAGGUGUCCGUGGACAGCAUCGACAAGUGGCCGAAUUUAAACAUCAAUGCCUGCGACUUACAGACCGCCAAAGAGUCCCUGCAGAUGGACGCAGGCCACACCCCCCUCGGCGGGGCGUCCCGCCAGUCGGACGGCCGGGCGGACCCCCGUCUGGCCUCCGUCCUGGGGGGCGACCCCCUGGUGCGGAACAUCUGGACGGACCACCAGAUCCGCCGGGCCAUGUUCCCCCCCCGCCAGCAGACCCUGCAGGGGGAGGACGAGGACGACAUCUACCAAAUGUUCCUGCCCUCGGAGGCGGGGGCCCCGGACCGGGACCGGGACCGGGACCGGGCCGGGGGGAGGGCCCCGGGGCGGCCCUGCAGCUGGCACAUGGAGCAGCCGGACGAGGAAGAGGAGGAGGAGGAGGAGACGGCGCCCCCCGCUGGCCGGAGGGUGAUGCGGCGGGCCAGCAGCGUCGGGGAGCAGCGGUCGGAGAGCCAGGCCCCAGAGGGCAACGAGACCUCCAGCAACGUUUCGGGGUCCGACUCGGCCGAGCGGCUGAUCGCCGACGAGGUGGAGAACGUCUACGACAACAUCAGCUACGAGGACCUCAAGGCCAUGGGGCUGGUCCGGCGGGGGGAGCAGGAGGGCGCCCGCGCCCCGCCCCGAACCGGGCAGGAGCCGGGACCGAGCGCCGGGCCCGUGGAGAGACCCAGCGCCGCACAGGAGGGGCUUCCCGAAACGCCUGCCCCGUCCGAGAACCGAGCCUCCACCACCUCCUCCUCCACCACUAUCACCACCACCUCCUCUUCCUCUUCCUCCUCCUCCUCCUCCGCUCCAGAAGCCGCCGCUCCGGUGAAGUGCGAGCUGGAGAUCGUGGAGGAGAACAUCUACGACACCAUCGGGCUCCUGGACCGGCCCCCGCCCGAGCCUCGGGCGAGCGGGGCGGGGGCCGAGGGGCGGACUCAGGACGUCCCGCCAGCUCCAGAGCCCGUCUACGCGAACUGUGAGGUCCCCGGAGCGUCCGGCUCGGAGGGGACCGCGCGGGAGGGCGGGGCGGACAGACGCGACGCGGGGUCCUCCUCCACCUCAGACUCGCUGCCCCGCGAGCAGGGCGGGGCCAGCGCACCCCCCAGGGCAGACAGGAUGACGGAGCAGGUGGACGAGAUGUGGAACGACCUGGAGAACUACAUCCGGAAGAACGAGAAGAAGCAGGACGCCCGCCUGCUGGCCGCGUUCCCCGUGAGCGGGCCGGAGGGGGGGGGCCACGCCCAAAACCCCCGCGCCGAGCGGCCCCGCGCCCCUCAGAGAGGAAGCGACCGAGCAGGAGGACGCGGAGUCCCGUCCGGCCCAGCCCCUCCCCCGCCCCCUCCCCUCUCCCCCCGUUGUCCCGGAGACCAUGGUGGGCAGGUCAGGGCGGCCAAGAGCAAGCUGGCCCGGCUGAGCGGCGGGAGCUUCCGAUUCGACGACGGCGAGGGCGACGCCCUGAAGGAGGAGGAAGAGGAGGAGGAGGAGGAGGAGGGGGGCAGCGGCACUCUCCUGGGGCUCAGCGGGAGCAUGUUCCCCGGCGACCUGGCCAGUCUGGACCACACGGUGGCCUCCACCGGCGCCGGCUUCCGCCUGCCAGGGGGCGCCGGCGAGCUGCCCCUGGACUGGAGUGACAAAACCCGCAACCGCGUCUUCCUCAUGGCCCGGCAGUACAGCCAGAAGAUCAAGAAGGCCAACCAGCUGCUGAAGAUGAGGGGCGCCGAGCAGGAGCCGGGCGGCGGCCGGGCCCGGCCCAAGCAGAAGGACCUGGCCGCCAUUUUGGAGGAGAAGAAGCAGGGCGGAGCCGCCAUAGGUGCGCGGAUCGCGGAGUACUCUCACCUGUACGAGCAGGUGGUGUUCAGAGAGCCGCCGGCGGGGGGCAAGCAGAAGCCCCCCCGCAGUCAUUCGGUGGACCCGGAGUCGCUGCAGCGCGGCUCGCUGUCGGACUCCGACGGCCGAGGGCCUGAGGAAGAGGAGGAUGACUGGCUGCACUCCACCUACAGCAACGGCGAGCUGGCCGACUUCGUCUCCUGGCCCCGCGACGCGUCCACCCCCCGGCCCAAACUCACCCCCGCCAGCUCCGUCCCGGCCCUGAGGACCCUCCCGGCCCAGCCCCUCCCCCUGCUGCCGCCCAAUCAGAGGUGGAGCGCCUGCGUCAACCAGCCAAUCAGGGAGGGCUUGGACCCGGAGCACGUGUACAGCUCCCUGGGGCGUCGGCCCGGGACCGCCUCCAAGGCCCCGCCCUACGACAGGUGCCAGUCCUUCGCGUCCGUGGCGAUCGCGGUCAUGGCCGCCGGUAAGGGGGCCGAGCCGUCGGGGAAGGAGAACGUCCAGACGGCCUCCUCCAAUCGGGGCUCGGGGGUGGAGAAAACCCCCCGCUUCCCCGUCCCGGGGCUGGGCCAAUCAGGACGGCAGCACAGCCUCCCGGAGAAGUCGACGUCGUCGUCGUUGUUGUCGUCAUCGCCGCCGCCGCCGCCGCCGCCGUCGAGCGCAAGCUCGGAUCUGACGCUCCGGGACGGCCAGCAGGUGGUGGUGGUGAGCAGAACCACGCCCCUCACCCCCCACGCCGCCACCCAGAACUACCUCGCCAACUUCAAGGACGACGGGGGCGGCGACGGGGACGACGACGAGGACUACGUGGAGAUCAAAUCGGAGGACGAGGACCUGUCGCCCCCGCCGCGGGUCGACUCCGCCCCCGGCUCCGCCUCCGCCCCCGGCUCCGCCCACUGCUUGGACAGGCAGCAGGGCAGGAGCCUGAUACAGUCCCACAGCCUGCCCUGCACCCCCGUAAAGUCCUGCCACCACCCCGCCGUCACCCCCCCGCUCCCCCUCUCGGCCUUCGCCGACCAGAGCAAACUGAGCAGCUACCUGUGGAGCGAGCCCCAGGGCUCCCAGAACAUCGUGCAGUCGCUGAGGGACAAGUUCCAGUGCCUCAGCUCCAGCAGUUUCGCCUGAGGCUGAUUAACAUCACUAUCGUUAUUAAUAUCCAUAUUCAUAAUUCAUAAUCUUUGUGUACUGGUAUCCAUUCUCUCUUGGGAAACCCAGAACAAUGCAGACCGUGGUUAAGAGUCACAGGCUAGCACUGUGGACACUAUUUCCGAGAAGCAACAUCCGGCAAUAAUUUAAUAUUCUUCCACGUUUUUUUUUUGUUUGUUUUGUUUUUCUGAGUAUAGAUGCUUUUACGGUAUGUAUAUUUAAGGAAAGGAUUUAAAAAAAAAGAAAUAAAUCAGAGACAGCGUUUGUACCGUAGUUUACGUAGCACUAAGGUUUAAAUCGAUGCACAGCUCAGGCUGCGGGUGGGCUAUGGGUUAAAAAGGGAUCCUCUUCAUAGACGCCCCUCUUCGCAUAAGCCCACCUGUACAUAGGCUUUGCUGUGUAGCUUUGCUGAACACAGGCGUAUGCAGUAGAGCUCAGGGGUCGGGGAUAACCAAUCAGCAAACCCGGCCUGUUUCACACUCCUGUACCGCAUGGAGUAUGGGGCCAUGUUCAUUCACGUUUGGAGAAACAAAAUGAAGACCCCCCCCCCACUUCAACUCUUCUCACCCUUACCCCCCCCUGAGAAUCUGGAACCUGGAAUUAGGCCCGCAUUUAACCUCAUCCACAAUGAAGAUGUACGUGAAGUCAUGAAGCAGCAGCCCGCGUAAAAAUGAUAUUCGGCUCACAAAGUACUUUGAGCAAAAAGGUGAAAAUUUUAGCUGUCAUUUUUUUCUAAUAAGGUUCCUGCAGGACUUUGAAAUUGCAGCUCCGGCUUUUAAGAAUAAGUGACUUUAAAUUUAGACUUCUGUUUGUCCGCGUAGAUGAGAAUAUCGCAGCUCAGAUCGCUGGUCCUCUUCGGUGCGCUCACGUGGAUCUGCCACCGUUUGUGCAUUGCUCACAAGAUUUAGAGAAGCUUUAGACGCUGACGAGUUUGUGCAUUCGGUAACUGCAUCUCCCACUCAGGAUUCCAAUAAAGGUAGUUAUAUUAUGAAUUAGGUAUGCAUGCUUUUAGACCUGGAAUGUCCAUAUAUAUAUAAAUAUAUAUUAACUAUGCGCGCAUAAAUGGUAUUUUUGUAAUAGGACUCUAAGGGUUUCCAGCGAUGUCUUCCAGGUUUAUGCUUCGAGAGUGAAGAUUAAAUUCCUAUUAAAAUGAGAAGAGAGCGGACUUUAAUCAAAAGGUAGUCUUGAAGAAAUGUACAUAGUCGUUACAACUAAAUACGCUAAGCAGCAAUAGUAUCUAUUUAUUUCAAAACUACAUGUGUGAACUGUUUUUAAAGGUAUAUAUUUAGGCCACUGUGUACGUGUCUGUAGUUUUGAGUGAAAUAUAAUUACAGGACAGUUCGUAUGUGGUAAUAACAUAAAACACUUAUUUUCUAUGAGGGACCACUGAAGACAGAUUUAAGGAUUUUUUAAAAAGUUGCUUAAGGAGUACUGUACCGAUGUAUAUGUUUAUUAAACUCGUCAUGUUCAUCAGGUUAUGAUUUUUAUUUCAUUUUUGUUUACUUUUUGUGUUGACAUUGGGAUAGUCCCGCCCCCUCUGGUAAAAACUACUGAUGGUUCAUCCAAUGACGGUUCCUGUUUUCCUUGUCACUCAUCAUGGAUCACACUGUCUCAUAACACUGUCUCUCUCACUCCUGUGUUGUUCAAACACGCUGAGGUUUUAUUAGUUUCAGGGCUAAGGUUGUGAUGGAGGAGCAUUGGUGGAGCUGGACCUGGGGUUCCUCCAAACAAGUCAGACCAAACCGUUCAUGUUCCAAGCUGGUGCAAAUGUUUAUUUAAAGGUCAAAGCUGCCUCCUUACACCCCAGGUGUGUGUAAAAAAAAUAAUAAAUAAACAGAAAUGAUUGUUUAGUUGUGGUCAGGCACAUUUCAAACCUUCUCUGUCCAGAAUAUACAUUUCUUUCUAACUUUCCAGUUGAUCUUUGCAGUAAUGUGUUCUUCACUGACAUUUAUGUGGGUUUUGUUGUCAUUUUUUUCAUGUUGCUUGUUCGAAGUCCUCGUUUUUUCACAAACAUCCAGUAAAGGAGCACUUUGGCCAAAUUCUAUCAUUUUGAUGUGCUGUGUAAUAGGUAUGAACCCCUGCUUUGACUGGCAAUAAGGCUUUCCAAAAUGGAGUCCGGCUCGAUCCUAACCGCUCUAAUUCCUGACGGCGUUGAGGCUAUUCAGACCUAUGUUUAAACACGAAAUUGUAUAUUUGGAUUUUGGUAGAACGGUCCCUGGCUUCAAGUGUAUAGCAGAAAAUUUGUAAAAUAAAAAAUAAAAAAAGUAUUUAUUUAAAGGCUGCCUGACUUGGGCUGUUUUAGCAAGGUUCAGUUUGGCUCGUGUUUAUACUGUGAAUGUUAGCAAAAGACAAAUCUUAAAGCACUGUUCAAACAACAAUGUUCAGAGUCAGAAUGCCUGCCAUAAAUAUCAAUGUGCAUACACCAAACCAAUGUGACAUGAAGUAUGGCCUGGGUUUUCAUUGCUUUUUAUUGUACAUUUCAGUUUGUGUGUUCUUUGCUUCACAGAUGGGGUUUGUCAACGUUUUGUCCAUUGAACAGAGUCUUUUGCACUUUUCCCCCCCUUUUUUUUUUACAUUUGAUUUGUAAACACUUUGUAAAGAUGUAUGUACAUUUUAGGAAAGUUAUAAUUUUAUGCUUUAGGUUUGCUUUCUUACGCUCUAAAGUUUUAAGUUAAGUAUACGUUUUUAACUGCCUAGUUGUCAUUGCUUAGGAAACAAAUGUACGGGAGGCAAUAAAUAAAUGUAAAAUGAAAACAA
Molecule: messenger RNA, 7849 nt
Organism: Anguilla anguilla (European eel)
Lineage: Eukaryota; Metazoa; Chordata; Actinopteri; Anguilliformes; Anguillidae
Product: pleckstrin homology domain-containing family G member 1
Molecular function (GO): guanyl-nucleotide exchange factor activity
Source: RefSeq, a predicted model, not a curated record